Messenger RNA from Porites lobata, 308 nucleotides. Lineage: Eukaryota; Metazoa; Cnidaria; Anthozoa; Scleractinia; Poritidae. The record is from the annotation of a GenBank genome assembly.
AUGGCGGACAAUUCAGAUUCACUGGAGGACGCAGUUCGAAGAUGUGUCCGAGAAGAACUUAAUACACGUGGAAAUGCCAGACUCAGGUGAAUAGAACGAGAAACUCGAUUCGUUCAUCUGCGUCCUUUAGUGCGAGACAGCUUGGCGAGACAGGUGAACAACAAUCAGCUUCUACGUCUGAAUUUUCUCGAAAUGCACCAGCUCGUGCACACAAUAGAUCGACUUCUUUAACCGGACAUCCUUUACGAAAUAGAAAAGCGCCUUCUUCAAAGCAAAAGGGGCAUGUUGUGCCGAAGACAGUGUUUCUU